Molecule: messenger RNA, 1023 nt
Organism: Aaosphaeria arxii CBS 175.79
Lineage: Eukaryota; Fungi; Ascomycota; Dothideomycetes; Pleosporales
Product: galactose oxidase
Exons: 1
Coding region: 1-1023 (340 amino acids)
Molecular function (GO): protein binding
Source: RefSeq, a predicted model, not a curated record
AUGCUACUACUCCAGGCAUUGCUUAUUGCUUCGUCUGCUCUUGCUUACCCGAACCAAAUACAUCCGACAUGGACCUCGUUAGCAAACAUUACGAUUGCUCCACGACAAGAACACACAACAGUCUUCCUACCCCCUUCUACUCUGGCCAUCCUUGGAGGCAUAGCUAGCAUCGAGUUCCCUCCACCCACAAGCAAUCUCAUGCAGUUCUACUCCAUACCCGAAAACACGUGGACAGUCAAAGCCCCCCUUCCAGUCCCAUUGAACCAUGUCAACGUCGCCGUCAGCUGUGGUAAAAUCUACGUACUCGGUGGGCUAGUUGAAUCCGAAGGAGAAACUCCUCCAGCCUGGCGCGCAAGUCCCGAAUCAUGGGUAUACGAUCCACGAACAGAUCAGUGGACAAGCAUCGCGCCAUUGCCUGCCGAUGAAGCAAGAGGUAGCGCCGCGGUAGGGGUUCAUGGCAAUAAGAUCUACCUGGCCGGAGGAAUGAAGGCUUUGAUUCUCGGUCAAGAUGGCUUGCAGGAUACGGUUUCUGUCGUCUCUAUCUACGAUACUACUCUUGACGAAUGGAUUACGGUGCCUAAUGCCGCAAAGAAUAUUCCAGAGGGACGAGACCAUUCAGGCGCAGCUGUGGUGAAGGAUGUAUUUUACAUCCUUGGUGGAAGAGACCACGGUCAGUUCAACGUCAAAGAUACGGUUUUCGCUCUUGACUUGAACAAUGUUCAGAGAGGAUGGGUGACAAAACCCGGGAGGAUGCCGACACCUCGUGGCGGUCUUGCAGCUGGAACGAUAGGCAGGAAAGUGUACACUUUUGGCGGUGAAGGAAACUCAGAAGUUGAGUCUGGUGUGUUCAACAAUACUGAAGUGUAUGAUACGUCUGAUGGUUCAUGGAAAAAGCUUCCGCCCAUGAAGGUAGCACGACACGGAACCUCUGCUGUCGGAGUGGGAAAUCGCGUGUACAUUCCAGGCGGUGGCAUACGCAUAGGUGGUUCUCCUGUCGCUAUCUUGGAUGCUUUUUUGCCUUGA